Molecule: messenger RNA, 1684 nt
Organism: Purpureocillium takamizusanense
Lineage: Eukaryota; Fungi; Ascomycota; Sordariomycetes; Hypocreales; Ophiocordycipitaceae
Exons: 2
Coding region: 266-1465 (399 amino acids)
Source: RefSeq, a predicted model, not a curated record
CAUCAGUGGGUGAGGCGGACGGCACCCCGUCCUCCACGUCCUCCACUCCUCCCAAAGCCAAGCAUCGACUGUUGCAGAAUUGUGCCGAAGCCCUUCCUCGCCGUGUUUCUGUUUAUUACCUCCGCACACACCCGACACUCACACGCGACGACCAGCCCCUGGAGCUCUCGACGCAGCAGCAGUAGCAGCAGCAGCAGUAGCCACCAACAAACGACGGGAACUCUGCGGGCCACUCACUGCUCGUCUUCGAACGAAAGAAACGACCAUGCCGGACCUUAACUCGGUGCCUGCUUCGCCGCACGCCUUGGCUGCGCCUCGACGACAGUCUUCGCACCAGAUGCCUCCGCCGGCCACGUCCCAGUCGCCCUCCCUCAAUAUUCUACCCUCCAACCAGGAUGUCGUCAGCCACGGGCAGAGCAGCAGCCAUGGCCACACGCACAGUCGACACCACAGCCUGAGCCAUGCCGCCUCGUCUGUGCCGUCACCACAACUUGCGGCGUCCCAGCCUCUGCAGCCGCAAGUGGGAUCGUCAAUAGAACCCGGCGUGGGACCUGGGCCUGGGCCUCUGCGACACCCGCGGCCGCUGACAGCAGCGGAAUUGCACUCGCAGCUGGAAAAGGAACAAGAGGCGGUGGUAAACCGAUUGACGCGAGAACUGUCUCUUCUACGCGCUGCCCAGAACGCUUCCGUCGUCUCCAACGCUUCGUCUACGUCGGCCCCGACGUCGACGCACGACCCAAUCGCCGACACAUCGCUGCUUUCCGGCUCGGGGUUCAGCAUUCCCACGACGCGUCGACACCACCGCAAUUCUUCUUCGGCUUCACAAAAUUUUGCUACGAGCCAGCUCGCUUCCUCGUACGAAGCCCGACACCAUAUCCCUUCUCGUCCCUCGCAGCCAGUACCGCUCUCGCGACAAGACAGCGCUGCCUCGAGACGCAGCCAGACAAACUCCCCUGGACCGCAGGUCUCGUCGCUAGAUCCCUCAAGCUACUUCCACCAGCAAAGAAUCCCCCCGGCAGCAUCUGCGCCAAUGAGCUCUGUCGCCGCCACGCCUGGAAGCGGAAGCAUGGCCGACCAAAUGAGCCCCGCUCUGAUGGCAGCAACAUCCCGAUACGAAGAGACUGCCUUCUACCGCAGCGAACUUGAGACUGCGAAGAAGGAAAAUGAGGCAUUAAAGCGGCGCAUCAGGGACCUUGAGAGGAUGGUACAAAACAGGCGAGCGAGCGAAACUAGCCGCACCAGGAGCGAAAGUGUUAGCACCACGGCGAGUGCCAGCGUUGCGACCGCAGGCGGAGCCGGUAUUGCGGGACCACGCGAUGUAGCGGCUUCCAGGCCGGAGAGAGGGCGAGGUAUGACGAGCCAGAGCGUUGCUAGUGCCAGUAGUGUCGCUGUCGGGGUUCCAGAGGAUGAGGUAAAGGUGGGAGAAAGCGCUGCGAGCUCCGGUGUGGGAAACAAUCAGCCUUGAUUCAUUAUGGAAGCAAAGACUACCAGUGCAGCAAAGAUAGAGAGAUUACUGGAUAUGGCGUGUAAUGGUCAAGGGAGCCUGGCACAGAUAUAGUAUGGCCAACACGAGGCGUUAUGGGGAGCGAGUCAACGAAACUGCAGAGCAAGCACUUUUUUUCUCCUUCUGAUCUGUCCUUGGUCUGAACUAAACAUUCAUUGUCGUAUAAGUUUCAACCGGCCA